Stereum hirsutum FP-91666 SS1 is the source of this 827-nucleotide messenger RNA. RefSeq lists its product as uncharacterized. The transcript is spliced from 4 exons. Gene Ontology annotation, cellular component: cytoplasm; actin cortical patch; actin cytoskeleton. The record is from RefSeq and is a predicted model, not a curated record. Gene Ontology annotation, molecular function: actin filament binding. The coding region runs from base 61 to 477 and encodes 138 amino acids. Lineage: Eukaryota; Fungi; Basidiomycota; Agaricomycetes; Russulales; Stereaceae. Gene Ontology annotation, biological process: cell motility; actin filament depolymerization; actin filament severing.
ACCACCACCACCCUCUACCCAGUCAACCACUUCACCCAGCUCAUCUUUCAUAUCACCACAAUGGCCUCCGGUGUCGCCGUCAACCCCGCGUGUCUCGAAGCUUUCCAGGAGCUUAAGCUUGGGAAGAAGACCAAAUACCUCAUCUUCGCCAUAUCCAAGGACCUCACUGAGAUCGUGGUAGAGAAGAAGUCGACGAGCACGUCGUACGACGAAUUCGUCGCUGAUCUCCCUGAGGCGGAGUGUAGGUGGGCUAUCUACGACUUUGAGUUCGAGAAAGAGGGCGCCGGCAUCCGGAACAAGAUCUGCUUCAUCUCUUGGUCUCCUGAUGACUCCAAAGUCAAGCAGAAGAUGCUGUUCGCCUCAUCCAAGGAUGCUCUUAGGCGAGCGCUCGUCGGUAUCGCUGCAGAGAUCCAGGCUACGGACUUCAGUGAGGUCGCACAUGAAAGCGUCCUGGACAAGGUCUCCCGCGGAGCUUAAUGUACCCACGGACUUCAACGUACCGCUCCCGCCACCUACCUCCCGUCUCGUCUAAUCUCUACCAUACUUGCCCCGUCCACCCGCUGUCGUUCUCGCGUCCACGUACUACCACCCUGUCUAUAUCUAUAUCCACACGUGGUCGCUGUUUGUUUGUACUUGUCCAAUGUCGAAGAAGGAAUGGGAACGGAAGAACGAAGAGAAGCGCGUAGAAGAAAGGACAUGCUUAUGUUUUGUUCCUUUGAGUAUGUAGUUGAAACAAAUUACCUUGAAUUCGCAUGAAUGAGCGUGCGCGGUGAAACGUGUAUCUCAUGCCAGUUCCUCGUACAGUUCUGACAAGUACCAUGCCUCCA